CUUACAGUCCUACUAUGUCACCACUUGUUAAACUGAAUAAUGUCAUGGGGUGUUACAGAAAGUGACGUAGCAGUUUCACUUUCAGUCUAUUUUUGAACUGCAGUCAGUCACUUGUAGCCAUGCUGACUGACUGUUCUCCAUCAUGUCUUCAAACACUGGUUGUCAAGGUGUGUUUGGUUUUAAAUGUGGCACAAAAAAAAGUGAACAACUCUGCCAUGAACAAGAUAGGCAAGUUUGUGUUGAUGGUGGGAGGAAUUUAAUUAACACUCUCUCCAAACGGAGCUCCAACAAAUCAGAGUCUUCUCUUAGUCACUAUGUGGUGAUUUUGUACGCAGUGACACAAGAAUUUGAUGUGCUCUUUCUCAGAGAAAACACUUUCCGCCUCUCACUCCUGUCUGUUCUCACAGACUAAAUGUGAUGCCACUUGGAGUCUGAGAGAUUAGUUUUCAAGGCUAAACUUCCUUUACACUAAAUCAUCUCAGGUCUAUGUGUGUCCAUAUUGCACUUUCUGUCUCUGUUCCAGUCUCUUUGCUCUCAUAUCUAAAUGUUGCUUAUGUGAAUGUCAGGUGACCACACCUGGAUGUUGUACUACAUCACUGCGGGUAUAUAUAUAUAGCUACAGAACGCACUCUCUACAAACCUCAUUCUGUCAUUUAAAUCUGAUGAAGUCUUCCUUUGUCUGCACAGUCACGGAUCUCAGUCAAGGCAGUAAAGGUCCAGAGUAAUUACCGGCAGACUGGCAAGUCUCUGAAAUCCCCUGGUUACUCAUCUUCCAACAUCAAAUACAGUAACAUUUAUUCUAUGUCGUAUGCAUUCAUCCUCAUUCAUAACUAUCUCUGUGUCGAGGCAGAUGUAUGUUUUCAUCGUUCACCCAUGUUUGUGUUUGCUGCCAUUUCAAAAUGAAAAACCCAGGAAAUGUUUUUGCAUGACUCAUCUAUCACAAGGUUGAGUGCUUAUAGUCUCAGUAUAUGACGCACAUAUGAGUUUUAGUGUUAAGAUCAAAGGCUGUUUAUGGACAAGGAGGUGGACUGAUUAAUCCGCAGUUCAGUAUUUUAUAGCUUGAGAAAGAUGGGGCUGAGUUACCUCCAUCUGGCCAAAUGCCAAAGUCUUAUUGGGUUUCUCAUCUCAGCAAGAUCCUGUAUUCAGUUUCCUUUCUCUCUUAUUGCCUUAAAGCAAUAGUUCAGUAUUUUUGUGGGAAAUACCUUUAUUUAUUGUCUUGAUGACAAGAUCAAUACCAGACACAAGACAGAACCAGGCCUGCUGUUUUCCUCUAUUUCCAGUCUUUAUGCUAAGCUAAGCUAACUGUGCUGGCUGAAGCUUCAAGAAAGCCCAUGAGUGUAUUUUUGCUGCUUUGUCGUAAAAGUCAUUUCGAAGCGUUAAUGCUUCAAGUAAUUGGUUUUAGUCUCCUCAUGUUGUGGCUGACUCGUGUUCCUCGCACAUGCAGAACUUCAAAGUGAUCAGACUCAUUGGUCAGUACUUCAUGAACCUUAAUGUUAGUUCUGCUUUGGUCUGGUUCAACAAGCCUCCUCGUUCAUGUCAUGAUGAACAGGAACCCUUUCCACCACAUUCACCCUCUCCUCAUUUCUUUGCCUAGGCGAGCACAUGAUUGCGCACAUUCAUGGGGUUAUACCUUCCACCAUUAACAAUAAUUGCUCUGCCUGCCCUAUGUGUGAACUCACUUAAGCAUGCUGAGGAGCAUUCACUCCGAUACGAACAUGAAACUGCAACUGGAGACAGACCAGCCUCAGGAUGAGCUCAGCGGGAAUGAUACAUUACAGCCAUCGUAUCCCCCUCAUCCAUGAGUCUCCACUGACUUCCUGCUCCUCAUAGCUGAGUGAUCACUGACUGACUCACUCCCGCUCUCAAUUCUCGGAUGGUUGGUGACACCAGACAAAAAUAUUGUAGAGAUGAGGGGCAAAUUGAUGACUACAGUUUCUCUGGAUGCCUCCUUGGGUCACCACUUUCAUUUAGCUGUGGCUCAGUCAUCCUCCCAGUUUGGUGAUGCAGAGCAUUUACCAGCAAACCCAGAGUUUAAUUUCCUUCUCUCUCUUAACCCAUCCAGUGUUGUUAAUGCGUGAUGUGGCAAGAUUGCACAACGACAAAUCUUUUCCUUGAAUGAAAGCAUGUCUUAAUCAGUAUCUUUUUGUCUCUGCAUGUUGGAUUUAUAUUUACUCUGACGAGAUUUGGCCCAUGAACGUGGUAGGAAGGAAGGGGAAGAGGAGGUGUUAUGAGCAGAGUGUCAUAUGAUAAACAUUCACCUCUUUCAGCUCAUGUUCCAAUGAAGCCAUCUGGGAACAAACAUGAUUCAUAGCUCCUAUGGUAGAAGCAUUAUUAUUAAACCUGGUAGACCUGUUACCUUUAUGUGCCACAUUUAUUGUCAACAAUUUCACUUUUGUCUAUAGCUCAGAACUGAUUAUUCAACCAUAAUGCAUGUUGUUUUUUAUGCACUUCUGUCACCUGCCUGCUGCUGUUUCCUUGCAAUUCCUGUUGUGUCUGUCACAGCUCUAUUUUUUUUCAUAUAAGAGCAGUAAUGUAUAGACAACGCCCUAAAGCCUUUCUGACCAGUGUUUCAUCUUUAUAGACAACCCUGAAUGGAGGAUGUUUCCUUGUAAGAUGAUGACUAAUGUUGCCAUGACAUCAGCAGGGCAGCGUCCGGGUGUUCAACCUGCCUCUGCAUCAGUUCAUAUUCAGUUUGGUCUUUUCUUCGUCACCUUUUACUUUUAAAGGAAUCAAAGAAAUAGAUUGAUAUUUUUGACAAAUACACUUAUUUGCUUUCUUACUGUGAGUUAGAUGAGAAGAUCAAUACCACUCUCAUCCGUACUGUGAACAUGAAGCUACAGUCAGAUAGCUUAUCUUAGCAUUAAGACUUGGAGUUGGGGGAAACAGAUAGUCUGUCUGUGUCCAAAGUCAAAAAAAUAUCACUUACCAGCAGCUGUGAAGCCUAAUUAGUUCAGAAAUCAAACUGUAUGUGAGAAGUUGUGGUUUUGGGUGGGUUAUGUGCUGGACUAUUUCCCGCACACUAACUUCUAGCACAACUUGUCAUUUUUAAACUGAAGAUAUAUCACGUUAAUCGGUGAACUUUAGAGGUGCUCGUAGGUGGAUUUUUUUUUAUCUUCAGACAGAGGCCUAGCUGUCCCCCGCCUCCAGUCUUUAUGCUAAGAUAAGAUAAACACCCUCUGGCCAUUUUUAAAAUACAGACAUGAGAGUGAUAUCAAUCAUCUUAUCUAACUCUGCUUAAAAGUCAAUACAGUAUUCAGUAUUUCCCAAAAUGUCAAACUGAUUCAGAGGAAUCCUGAUGUCCAACACCAUGUCAGUCUAAAGCUUGAUAUGACUGUUUUCCUGUAAUGAUGUUUGUGAUGAUUUUGGUCUCUAGCAGAGGACUCUGAUCCAGGUGGGUGACGGACCAGAAACACCUGGGAGUUUCCACCAAGUUUUGCUUUCAUGUCUUUCUUUUUUUUUUUUUUCAUUUUCAAAAAUAUCUCUUUGGAAAUCUAGAGGUUAAAUCUCUUCCACCACUGGGUCACUGGUUUGGCCCCGACUUCCAGCGUAACCACACCCUCUGCUGUUCAUUUGUAGAACGAGCCAAACACAGGGGAGGAGAGGAUCAAAUACAGGACAGCUUCCCUCUUCAGUCAACAACAACUUUUGACCUACAUCUGCAUCCACUUAUCAACACAAGACUUACCAUCCCUUAUUAUACUAUAUCAAGAGUCUCAUUUUGUGUCUCCAACACAUCUUUGUACUGCUUAUUUGUAGCCUAAUGCACUGUCUAUAACAAUCAGAGGACUUGUUGAGUAAAGGACUGCACUCAGAAACUGAUUUCAUUCGGUGACAUAGAUGUUUGUACCCAGUCUCUAGCACCAUAUGAAAUCAGUGUUCUGGGAGGUGGGCUAUCAGCAUGUACAGACUCUGUACAUGAAUGAAUUGAAAUACAGCAUGUUCUCGUGAUGCCUAAAAGUAGGUCACAUUUGUAUAAAUAACUGUACUUUCCUGCUUCAUUCACUAACUGGUCACAGCUGCUGUUGUGCUUUCUUUUUCUCCCUGCCUGUGUCUCCCAUCGACUCAGGCAUGUGUAUUAUCAUGAAUCCGCCUUUAUUCAUCAGUUGUAUUUCCGUUAGCUGUGUUGUUUCAUGCAUUUUGUAAGAUUAACUGACACUGUUUAAUUUUUCCUGAACAGUGAACAGAAGAGACAAUUAAGAAAUAAAGGCAAACAUUGUGUAAUCAGGAGUCAUACAGUCUGACUCAGUAAUGUCAUUUACACAAUAAUAUCUUUCUUAUGUUCUUUUUUCUUAUUUCAAAAGUUACAUGCCUUUAAACCAACUUUUAAAGGCCCAUUCUAUGUCUGAAGUCUGGUCCCAGCUCAUCGCAUGCACUUCAUCCCAUUACAGGGUUUUCUAUAUUUGUUUUGACUGAAUGUGAAAUGUACCAUUUAGAUUUCAUCAAAGGUAGUGGGUGUCGCAGCUACUGUAUGCAGUAUUAAGGAAACCUGUCAAUUAAAAACUGAAAGAAGCCUUUAUUUUGUGGCGAUAAAAGUUGUAAAAUUAUCUUUAAUGUGCUUAAUAAAUGUCAGCAUUACAAUAAACUUUUUAUCACAAUAAAGCUUUUGUCUCAUUUAACCUCAUUCGGUUGUUGGAAACUAAAAUGGAUCUUCUUCAGCGGUUUUCAUGGAAUUGCAGAUGUUCAAAUUUCCAUGUUUGUGAGUAUUUAAAAGUGGAAGAUGAUUGUUUACAACUGAAAGCUCCAGAACAACUACUAAAUGCACCUUGUGGUAACAUUGUUUUGUCAAAUACUGUUUUUGUCCAAGUUUAAGAAUGAACUUUCAGGUUCAACUUCUAAAGCGAACAUGGACAAGAAGUAUUUACCUGCUGAGGAAAGCUAUUAAAUGCACUUUGUUGUGAUAUUGUUUUGUCAACUAUAGCCAUUUGUUUGUGGGAUUGUUUUUAUUUAUAAACUCACACUACUACAUAUGUUUUAUUUGACUGGGAGCCAUAUGUAUGAAGGUAUAGUUCAUGUGUUCUUACCCAUACCCAGGAGCCGUUUCAAAGCACCUGCUCCACCCUGAAGACGCUACAGCAAUGAUGUCAUGCACCAUAUAUCAUGACAUCGACAGGUGUGGUGAUGAUGUGCUCAUGAAGGACAGAGCUGUGGGGUUCAAGGAGCAUAUCAUGCCCUGUUUGACUGAUGUGCGGGUCUUGCUACAGAGGAAAGUCAAACAGGCCAGAAGGGUCUGAAUAAAAUGUAAUCUUGAUCCUUAUAUGGGGGUAAAAAAGAUGAUUUAUUGCACAAUAUAAGACUUCCCUUGGAUGAUGUAUUAUUCAUGAACCGCACUCUGAAGCAAAGAAAUUCAAACACAGAGAGACAAAAUUUCUGACAACAUUGUUUUUAUCAAAUUUGACAUGUAUUGCUUUCGCUGAAAUGAAAAUAAGGUUCUCAGUUGUAAAGUAUAUAUCAAAUGCAAUAUGCAUGAGAUGAAAUAAAGUUUCAAACAAGCAUCCUGAUGUAAUAUUCAUAUGGUUAUAUUUAUUUUUAUUUAUAUUUGGAUUCCUGUCUCUAAGCACAAACAAGUCCAUGUAUUCAAAUGAGACAUUUUACAUGCUGUUAUUAUAUUUUCUCUGUAAUGUCAGAAAAGGUUCAUUGUCUUUCUUGCUUUAGUCCUCCAGUCUGGCUCAUGCACCCUGACAGUAAAGGCAAAUAAGGGACCUUGGGCAAAAAUAAGAUGCUGGGACCUACAGAUACACCCCGCUAACACCAACUCUCUUUGCAUUGUAUACUGUAUGUACUCUGUCACCUUCAAAGACCUAUCAACAACCGUGCAGAGCAGAUUGCACAUGACAGCUGAAUUAUGAGUAUCAAAAUCAGAAUCUACUUCAUUGCCAAAGUUGCUGAAGCUGAAAAAGUAAGAAGGAGAUGCACAUUCAGACAUUCAGUUAAAUAUAGAUAAGGAAACAUAUAAACAUAUUACUAUCAUGUGCAGGCAAGUAAGAAUGAAAAUAGAUAUGUAUAAAUAAUAUCUGGUCAACAUAGUAUUGUUCCUAUACACGUUAAAUCGUUACUGUAUAUUGUCUAUAUGGGGUAGUGGUGUGGUUCUUACUAUGCUAAAGAACAAGGUAGUAGUGAGUGUUUAUCAAUACAAAGCCAAUUAGAAUUAAUAUUGUAUGGGUAAUAUUGUAAACAAUCUAUAUACAGAGGUGGUGGCCAUAUAUUGAUGGAUUGAGCCUAUAUGUACACGCAUUAUGUUUCACCUUAAGUCCCAGAAACCAAGUAAUGCGCCUGGAAUACAACACAUUUUAUGUUUGUGAGCUCCUUCAGCACCAUUUAACUCUAUGAGAUAUAACUAAGAAAUAAAUAAAUAAAUCCCAAUUGAGUCCGUAUGCCUAUUAAUUGGUAUUAAUUGUUUAUUGUUGGUGUUGGCACUGUGGCCUCCAUAAUCUGUAUUGAGAUACAUCUGUGAUGUGUAGGCCUAGAUAUAGGGGAAGAUACACGUCUCCCUAUUAUGUUAUUAAUUAUUAUUACAGUUUAUGUGUUAUGUCCAGGUACCUACCUGUGAAUAUAUUCAUGCAGAAGCUUAAUAAAGAAAUAAUCGUAACAAAAAUAAAUCUGAAUGACCGUGGAGAAUAAGCCUGGUUUCCAUUAUUCUCCGCCUCAUUCACAUCGUUUUAUAGAAUUCUGACUGGCCCCUCCCAUCUCGUUGGUGCGCGAGCUCUGAGCGCUCUGCUGAUUGGUCCAUUUCCAAGAUUCCGCCAUAUUCAAACUUCCGCCGUGGUGUGUGUUCUGUUGUCAUCGAUCUCCUGCUUUCUUUGUACACAUUGGGAUCAGUUUUUACACGGCUGUUCGUCGUCCUUUGCUCACUUUGCUACAACUACGCCUCGAUAUAAGUGAUUUCAAAACGAAGCCUCUCGCAAAAUGGAAGAAAACGAAGAGGUCUGUGGAGGAACGAUGGAAAAUAAAAGGCAAAAGCUUCGCAGGAUGUCAUCAAGGACGUCCAAUGCCAGUGUCAUCAACGAUGCAGAGCCCUCUCCACAAACACUCCGGAGAAACAACUCCAAAAAACCUCCACUGCAGAGAAGAAGCUCCUUCACGUUUCUGACACCAGGGACUCCAUGGGACUUCAGUCUAAAGAGAAAGCGCAAAGAGAAGGAGGAUGACACGGUCAGUCUGUCGAGCUUCGACCUCAAGGAACCCAGUAACAAGCGUGUACGACCACUGGCCAAAGUUUCAUCCCUCGUCAACUUGAUAUCUCCUUCAAAGAAUGGGGCAGUGCGGCGCUUUGGCCAGACCAUCCAGUCAAUGUCAUUACGUGGUGAUAGCAAGUCACCAGGGAUGUCGCUCAAAGCCAGCAGCAAGGCAGCAGGUCCCAUUCCCACUAAACGCAGAAACAAUCCGCUGUGGUCAGAGACACUGGACGUACAUCAGAAGAGCACGUUCUCCACCAAAGAGAUCAAGAGACAAGAGGCAAUUUAUGAGCUUUACAGAGGAGAGCAGGAUCUCAUUGAAGAUCUCCAACUUGCACGAAAGGCGUAUCAUGAUCCGAUGCUAAAGCUCUCUAUAAUGACAGAGGAGGAACUUGGUCACAUAUUUGGGGACCUGGAUGCAUACAUCCCCUUACAUGAGGACUUACUGAUGAAACUGACCGAGGAAACAGGCCCUGAUGGAACAGUAGCUCAGAUCGGACAGAUAGUAAUAGACUGGCUGCCUGGUCUGAAUGCUUACAAAAACUACUGCAGCAACCAGCUUGCAGCCAAAGCCCUGCUUGACCAGAAAAAGCAGGACAGGCGGGUCCAGGACUUCCUGCAGCGCUGUCUGGAGUCGCCCUUCAGCAGGAAGCUUGACCUCUGGAGCUUCCUAGACAUACCACGAUCACGCCUGGUGAAAUACCCACUGCUGCUGCGAGAGAUCCUGAGACACACUCCUCCUGAUCACCCAGACGUAGCCAGUCUGGAUCGAGCUAUCAUAAUAAUCCAGGAGAUUCUGUCUGAUAUCAACGUGAGGAAAGGGGAGUCUGAGUGCCAGUAUUAUAUAGACAAACUGGAGUACCUGGAUGAUAAGCAGCGGGACCCUCUCAUAGACAACUGUAAGACCCUACUUUGUCAUGGUGAGCUGCGGAACAAGAGUGGCUCGCGGCUGCACGUGUUCCUUUUCUCUGAGCUGCUGGUUUUGACCCGACCGGUGACACGUAACGACAGGAGCUGCUUCCAGGUGUAUCGACAGCCCAUCCCGGUUCGGGACUUGGCUCUAGAGGACCUGCAGGAUGGAGAUAUCCGCAUGGGGGGGUCAUUCAGAGGGGCUUUCACCAAUGCAGAGAAAGUGAAGAAUGUUUUCCGUGUGAGCUCUCUGGAUCCAUCCCAUGGGCAGUCCCACACCCUGCAUGUCAAUGAUGUCUACCACAAACAGCAAUGGCUCAACUGCCUACGCUCUGCGAUGGCCCAGCAACAGGAGGCUCCACCUAGAGUUCAGCAGGGAGAAGCUGUCAGAGCCAAACGGCGCUCCUCUGCUCGCUCAGCCACCGUCUAUGAUGACGAGACAGACGAGAACUGUCCGCCUGUCUCUGGCCCUAAACUCAGGCCUCAGACACUCUCCAAAACCAGACUGGACCAGAAGUUACAAGGCUCAGUAAAGAGGAAGGAGACUGGAGUGUAGACAUUUAACCUGACCUGAUGGUUCUCAAAUGGGUUCCUCUCAGACAGGCACGUGUUCAACAUGUGCCUUGUUCGUCACGUAAUUGAAUGUUUCAUGCAACCACUGAUUUUGCGCUCUUGCUUCAUCUCUGUAGCUGCACUGAAAAGCCUCUCCAAUCAUUUCCGUCCAAAUGUAUAUCAAAUUUUAGUCUUAAAACGUGUAAUUAGUUUACAUAAAAAGUUAUGUGCUAGUGUGACUGAAAUAGAUGUUUACACCAGCUUAAUGUGUGUGGAAUUAGGGUUUUCUGUGUCUACCUGAGCUAAAACAACCUAAUACCACUUGUAGUUUUUUUUGUUUUGAUUCAUCAUUCAUUUCAGUGUCACACAUUUAAAACUUUCCUUUUCUUUUUUUUUUUGCUCUAAUCAAAAUGUCAGAGCAGCUAUAGUGUAAGCAGCAUGUGUGCAGUUGUCUGUUGUAAGUGUUAUGUGUGCAAAGAUAAAGGACCAAGAAGAAGAAAUUGUGAUGGCCUCAGCUGUGCAGGAAGCCGUUGAGUUCGAAGAGCUAAAAAUGUUGUGAGAUUAGAUAAAAGAUAAUGACCAGAACCCUGACCAUAGAUAAGAUAAGGUAAGAACAUUUCUUGGGAAAAAAUCAGACAAAUCUACAUGUAUUCAUUUGUGUUCAGUGGAAAAUUGUUAAUCAUUGAAAAAUAAAACACUUGUUUGUA
Messenger RNA from Seriola aureovittata, 9340 nucleotides. Its product is annotated as neuroepithelial cell-transforming gene 1 protein-like. The transcript has 12 exons. Gene Ontology annotation, biological process: positive regulation of Rho protein signal transduction; intracellular signal transduction. The record is from RefSeq and is a predicted model, not a curated record. Bases 6904 to 8637 code for a protein of 577 amino acids. NCBI's taxonomy places the organism in Eukaryota, Metazoa, Chordata, Actinopteri, Carangiformes, Carangidae. Gene Ontology annotation, molecular function: guanyl-nucleotide exchange factor activity.